Messenger RNA from Papaver somniferum (opium poppy), 1785 nucleotides. RefSeq names its product transcription initiation factor TFIID subunit 12-like. Gene Ontology annotation, molecular function: protein heterodimerization activity; TBP-class protein binding; DNA binding. Gene Ontology annotation, cellular component: transcription factor TFIID complex; SAGA complex; SLIK (SAGA-like) complex. Gene Ontology annotation, biological process: DNA-templated transcription initiation; RNA polymerase II preinitiation complex assembly. Lineage: Eukaryota; Viridiplantae; Streptophyta; Magnoliopsida; Ranunculales; Papaveraceae. The transcript has 8 exons. Bases 9 to 1649 code for a protein of 546 amino acids. The record is from RefSeq and is a predicted model, not a curated record.
AUUCCCAAAUGGAUUCCAAAGAAACACAACCACCACCGUCAACCGCCUCUCAACCACCGCAAUCAACGCCUUCGCAACCACCGCAAUCACCGCCGCAACAAUCUCAACAUCCACCACAGCAAUCAAAUAUCCCUCAACCUACAUUAACCCAAACACCUGAAAUCCCCCAAAACCCUAACCCUAACAAUAUUCAAUCUUCAGCAAAUCCACUUCACAAUCAACAGCAAUCAAUACACAACCACAACCACCAAUCUCAAAUCAGAGCACCACCAAUGAACAACAGAAUCCGACCACCACCACCGCAACAGCAACAACAACAACAACCACAAGCUUUAUCAACAUCACACUUCCAAUCUACCACUCCGACUCCUAUCCCAAACACUGUUACUUCAACACCGCAUCUUCAAAGAGGUGGCGUUGCAAUUGGUGUACCAGCUCAUCCUUCAAGACCACCAACACCAUCAUCACAACAACAACCUUCUCAUUUCUCUUCGUUUGGUCCUUCUUCUUAUACUACUCAAUUUAGUCGGAAUCCUGUGAAUGUUCCUGAAACCCUAACCCCUAAUCAGAUGAAAUCUGUACAUCCAGGAAUUCAGAAUAUUGGAAUGAUGGGUUCGAUUAGUUCAGGUUCGAUUAUGCGGCCGAUGUCACACCUUCAGAACAGAGCUGCGGUGUCUUCGCAGUCGGCUAUGAGACCACCGGUUCCAGCAACUAAUCAAUCUCUAGCUGCUAAUCAAAAGUAUCAAAGCCAUGAACAACCUCAUGUUUUACAAAGAGUGAGUACAACUAGUGCUCCAUCACCUGCCUCACCAGCUGGUAUGCAACCACAGCUUACACAGCAAUGGAUGUCAUCAACCGGUCCAGGGAGACCAAUGCAUUCACCUACUUUAACAUCCCCUCCAUACAGGCAGCAGAUGAGACCACAAACCUUGUCACAAAGAUCCCAUAUUCCUCAGCAGCACCCCCAUUCUUACUCAACGGUCUCUCAUCAGAUGCCAUCGGCUCCUCAACAACAACAGCAGCAACAACAACAACAGCAACAACAACAACCUUCUCAGCCAAAUCAGUCACAAGAGCAUUACAAUCACCAAUUUCCACCAACAAGGAUCCAACAACAACCCUCACCACAUCCAGCACUGGCUUUGAGAGGUUUAACUCCAGGAAGCCUGAAAACUUCUACUACAUCACCAUCUGGAGUGAACAACUCGCCGUUUAAUGCAGAUCCUGGUGAAACUAGUAACCAGAUUCUCAGUAAGAGAAGCAUCCACGAGUUAAUAACUCAGAUUGAUCCAUCAGAGAAGGUUGAUCCGGAGGUUGAAGAUAUUCUGGUGGAUAUUGCAGAGGAUUUCGUCGAGUCGGUAACAACUUUUGCCUGUUCACUGGCCAAGCACCGAAAAUCAAAUGUCCUGGAAGCAAAAGAUAUCCUUCUACAUCUAGAAAGGAACUGGAACAUGUCACUACCUGGGUUUGGUGGGGAUGAGAUAAAGAACUACAAGAAGCCGUAUACAAAUGAAAUUCACCGAGAGCGCCUUGCAGCGAUUAAGAAGUCAAUGGUGCUAUCUGAUGCUGCUGCAUAUGUGAAGAACUCCGUCGGAGCUGCAACUGGAGCUGCAAAAGGCCAUGCAGCAAAGGCUGCACCAGCUCCAUAAAGUAGACAACCAAAGGUUUUCUAUUUUGUUUUUGUCCUGAAAAAAGCGAAACAGCUGUAAAUUUCCAAUCAUACCCAUUUUUGAAAGGUAUGAAAUUUUUUAUCGGAAGGAUAAAAAAAAUUGCCUACUUUCAGCC